Funneliformis caledonium is the source of this 343-nucleotide messenger RNA. The record is from the annotation of a GenBank genome assembly. NCBI's taxonomy places the organism in Eukaryota, Fungi, Glomeromycota, Glomeromycetes, Glomerales, Glomeraceae.
AUGAGAGUUUGUCUAGAACUUAAUAAGAGAGAGUUUAUUAUUUGUAUUGUUAGUAUAAACAAUAAUAUUAGACCAGGUUAUGUGUGUGAAUCAGAUAUUACAGCAAAAAUUUAUUUAAUUGCGUCUGAAGCUAUUAAUGAAGCUUACAAAAAAAUUUUCAAUAUUGGAACGUGGUAUUCAGGACCUUCAGUUAUAGGAUUUGAUAAUGAAUAUAUAACCAAGCAAUUAAUAUCAGAUGUAGUAUUUUAUCCUUUCAAAAUAUCAAUUGACAAACUUUCAGUUUUAAUCAUAAAGUUAGGUAUUUUAGACGAUGACUCUGAUAAUAUUAUUGGAUAUCAAUCAA